AUGGUCCCAGUUGAGACACUCUCCCGCAACUUUGGCUACCUCAGCAUCUGCUGCUGGCUUUGCGCACAGCUGCCGCAGGUCGUCAAAAACUAUAGGCUCAAAUCAUGCGAGGGGCUGUCACUUCCGUUUCUUGUGACCUGGCUCCUGGGUGAUGUCGGGAACCUCGUGGGAUGUGUCUUGACAGAUCAAUUACCCUUCCAAACCUACCUGGCAGCCUACUUUUGCCUUGUCGAUCUCUCGCUGCUCUAUCAAUUCUUCUACUAUCGUGCCAAAUUCCAAAUACACCAUCCUGCCGCCCUCACCUCUCGAGAUAGUUAUAUUUUCACUCCUGGAAUCACUCAAUCUCUCAUAUUACCUCCAGCUCCUCCCUCCUCCCCACAUCUACGCACCACGACCUUGCCUGAUGGUCGUCCGAGAAGGCACGUGAGGACAUACACUGAACCAAUUUACAGUCGGACGGAUGAGCAUGCCGCAGUGUAUGCUGCCGUCCUUGACGUCGCUCGAGCUGCCAAGCGAGCGAGUAGGACACGGAGUAGAUCACGGCGGCCGAACAGUCAGAUGCACGAUUCCAUCAUGUCGGAUGCUUCGGGUCGAUCCUCCUCGACUAUCGAAUCCCUGCGACACAUGUCUGCUUCUUCUCCGAAUCUGGUGGAUACUCGUGGACGGAAUAUGAGACGGACGGCGGGAAUCACCAUGUCGGCUGCUCAUCCUGAGGAUCAAGAUCCACCCCGGGAAGGUGGCGCCACUCGUGAUCCAAGUAGAAGCAUCAGUGUGGCUCGAAAUUCCGAGGAUAGAAAUCGAGGUCGACGGAAAGCAGGCGUGGCCUUCAUGGCUCUUGGCUGCCUGUUCACAUUGCGGCAAUUGUCCUCAGUAUCCGAUGGCAUAGUCCUUAUACAACAUCCCGAUCAUCCUCCACCACCCCCACCGCCUAGCUUUCAGCAUGUCGUUGGUCGACUGUCUGCGUGGGCCUGCACCACUUUAUACCUUUCUUCUCGUCUCCCUCAAAUCUGGAAGAAUUUCACACGGCGGUCUGUCGAGGGACUCUCCAUGUACUUGUUCCUCUUCGCAUUUCUGGGGAACACUUUCUAUGUGAUCUCUAUCCUCGUCAACCCUGGCGCGAGCAAUCCAUCCGAAAGUACACACUAUCUUCUGGAGGCCUUGCCGUGA
Kockovaella imperatae is the source of this 1167-nucleotide messenger RNA. RefSeq names its product PQ loop repeat-domain-containing protein. The record is from RefSeq and is a predicted model, not a curated record. NCBI's taxonomy places the organism in Eukaryota, Fungi, Basidiomycota, Tremellomycetes, Tremellales, Cuniculitremaceae. Bases 1 to 1167 code for a protein of 388 amino acids. The transcript has 2 exons.